UUAAAAGAUGAAGAACUUUAUCCGUGCUUUGACAUUGACAUUCACUGUUUUUAUUUUAAAGAAAUUAUGACCGUAGUAGAAUUUUUCGGUUGUACCUUUGUGGCUUUCGGGCCCCCUUUGGCCAUGUUCACCUUCACAAUAGCCCACGACCCCGUAAGAAUAAUCAUACUAAUUGCGGCUGCCUUCUUUUGGUUACUCUCGUUGUUAUUAUCGUCGUUAUUAUGGUUCGCGGUGGUGCCCUUGCGUAAAGACUUAGUUUUCGGACUGAUAUUCUCUGUGUUGUUUCAAGAAGUGUUUAGGUAUAUCAUUUACAAAGUACUAAGGCGUGCCGAGGGCGGUUUAAUGAAAAUAACGGACGACCACGCCACAUUAAUUGACAACAAACAUAUACUGGCAUAUGUCAGCGGCUUGGGCUUUGGAAUCAUCAGCGGAGCAUUCUCUCUGGUGAACGUCAUCGCUGACGCAGUAGGCCCUGGUACGAUGGGACUGAAAUCGGGCACCGAGAUGUUUUUCCUCACAAGUUCCGCGACAAGUCUCAGUUUUAUUUUGCUUCACACCUUCUGGAGUGUGAUAUUCUUCCAUGCAUGUGAUAAUGACAAUAAAGUUCAAGUUGCAUGUGUUGUGGGGUCACAUUUGUUGGCGUCUUGCUUAACUCUUUUAAAUAGAUACCAAGUUUAUGUAGCUUCUUUGUUGCCAUUGUAUGGUAUCCUAGCACUGACUGCUAUUUAUACCUUUAAAGUUGCUGGCGGUUCAUAUGCAUCCAUUAAAAAUUGCAUAUAUUUAAAGUAAAACAUUUAGAAAUUACGUUAAAUAUUUUGUAUAUUUGCCUUAAUUUAUUAUUUUAUAUGUCAUUCAAAAAUAAUUAUUAAAUUGUAAUCAAAAUUUGCCAAUUUUACUAUGCUGUCCUAGUCCUAGAAAUUUUUCAAUGAAAUGUAAUGCAAAUUAUGGGU
Messenger RNA from Cylas formicarius (sweet potato weevil), 950 nucleotides. RefSeq names its product gamma-secretase subunit Aph-1 (gene aph-1). Gene Ontology annotation, biological process: Notch signaling pathway; Notch receptor processing; protein processing. Lineage: Eukaryota; Metazoa; Arthropoda; Insecta; Coleoptera; Brentidae. The record is from RefSeq and is a predicted model, not a curated record. Gene Ontology annotation, cellular component: membrane; endoplasmic reticulum; gamma-secretase complex. The transcript has a single exon. Gene Ontology annotation, molecular function: protein-macromolecule adaptor activity. Bases 67 to 789 code for a protein of 240 amino acids.